Magallana angulata is the source of this 408-nucleotide messenger RNA. RefSeq lists its product as uncharacterized. Lineage: Eukaryota; Metazoa; Mollusca; Bivalvia; Ostreida; Ostreidae. The transcript is spliced from 4 exons. The record is from RefSeq and is a predicted model, not a curated record. Bases 1 to 402 code for a protein of 133 amino acids.
AUGAGACUCCAGAAUUAUGUUGUAGUCUUGCUGUUGUGUAUUUCAACUUUGCACGCAUCUUCAAAUUGCGAAAGGUUUUCUGAAUUUCAUUGCCGAGAAGAUUGCCAAUGGAGUAAGGAACUUAACCAAUGUCAUGACUGUCUGACUGGUUUUUAUGGAACUAAUUGUUCAAGACCAUGCAGGUAUCCAAAUUAUGGAACAAACUGUCAACAGGAUUGUUCACACUGUGAACGUCUUCAGUGCAGUGCAACAUUCGGCUGUUUGACAACUAGUACUGAUGCACCAUUUCAUCAGGGCUCCUUCGGCCUUGAUUUUGUCAUUAUUGGAUUAAUAACGUCUGGGUUUUUUGUCACAUUUGUUUCCAUGACUUUCAUAUUCCUUGGAAGAAGGUUAAAAAAGUAAUCGAGU